Molecule: messenger RNA, 1230 nt
Organism: Manihot esculenta (cassava)
Lineage: Eukaryota; Viridiplantae; Streptophyta; Magnoliopsida; Malpighiales; Euphorbiaceae
Product: bark storage protein B-like
Exons: 6
Coding region: 101-1102 (333 amino acids)
Biological process (GO): nucleoside metabolic process
Molecular function (GO): catalytic activity
Source: RefSeq, a predicted model, not a curated record
UAACUUACAUUUCCACGAAGCAAUCGCAUUGCUCUCUAAGCUUAUCUCCACACUUACUUCAAAUUUCUUCUGCUGAUCUCUUUAAGGAUAAUCGAUAAUAAUGGCAGGGCCAUCACGUAAGACAUGGGGCUUUGAACUAUCAGUAGUGAUUCUUGGACUACUUGCACUGACACAGCAGUCCAUGCAACAGAGUUCCAAGCACCCCAUGCAUGAGCUUAUCCAGAGAAUCCACAAUCAAGGCCCUUUCUUUGGUCUUGUUUUGGGUUCCGACGCCGACGAGAGGGCUCUCCUAGCCAAUAAUGCCUUUAAAAAUAUCGGAGAAAUUAUUGAAUUGGCUGGAAGAAAAUUCAACGCUGGCACAAUCAACGGAAGUAGUGUGAUAUAUGUGAAGGCAGGGGAUGGACCAUCAAUAAAUGCAGCAAUAACAGCGCAACUCCUAGUUAUUUUUUUUGCCCCCAAAGGAAUUAUUCACAUCGGCCGCGCCGGAACCGUUAAUGAUUCCCUGUCCAUCGGGGAUGUUGUUGUGCCUAAAGAAGUUGGCUUCCUUGGGAAUUGGAAGUGGCUGAGGGGAAAGCGUGGGCAGCUGGUAUUCGGAGAAUACAAUACACCAGCUCCAGGAGGCAACUUGUUGGGGAGCAUAAGCUUCCAACCAACCACACUGUACGCAACAGGAAAAAAUAAGACCACCAUCUUCUGGCUUCCCCUCACCUCAGAUUGGCUCGAAGCAGCCUCUCAACUUGAGAACCUUGAGCUGGAGCAAUGUAUCAGCAAGGACAAGUGCCUACCCAAAGCACCAGUUAUCUUGAACGGUUUGAGGGCCUCAAGUUCUGAUAUAUACAUUCAAAAUAAAGCUUAUAGAGAAUUCAUCUAUAAACAAUUCAAGGCCUCAACAGUGGAUACACAGAGCGCAGCUGAAAUAUUGGUGGCUUUGUCAUCCGAUGUGCCUAUUAUCGUCUUCACGGGUAUCUCCAACACCGCAGGUGGAUCAUCCUCGCAUACAAGCUUCAGCGAUUUGGCGUCUGUCAAUGCUGUGAAAGCUGCUGUGGCGUUCAUUGCUGCAGUUGGUAACUCUAACUCAUCCCUAGAAGUAGCAGAUAACUAAGCAACGGCCUGUUAGUGCUUGAUCAGUGGUACUGGAGUAAUAGUUAUAAUAAAUUAAUAAGUGUACGCUGAUGAUCACUGCUAUGCAGCGCCAUCUUUAAUAAAAACCAGUUAUCGUAUUUCUUCUUU